Messenger RNA from Ustilago hordei, 1749 nucleotides. RefSeq names its product putative heat-shock protein hsp60. Gene Ontology annotation, cellular component: mitochondrial matrix; mitochondrial inner membrane. Gene Ontology annotation, molecular function: ATP binding; protein-folding chaperone binding; ATP-dependent protein folding chaperone. The record is from RefSeq and is a predicted model, not a curated record. The transcript has a single exon. Bases 1 to 1749 code for a protein of 582 amino acids. Lineage: Eukaryota; Fungi; Basidiomycota; Ustilaginomycetes; Ustilaginales; Ustilaginaceae. Gene Ontology annotation, biological process: mitochondrial unfolded protein response; protein import into mitochondrial intermembrane space; protein refolding.
AUGUCUCUUCUUCGUAGGGCCGUUACCCCGGCUCGCAAGGCCGCCUUCAACCAGGGCCGUAGCUUCUCCACCUCGCUUGUCGCCAACGCUCACAAGGAGGUCAAAUUCAGCAACGAUGGUCGUGCCGCCAUGCUCAACGGUGUCAACCUCCUCGCCAACGCCGUCUCUGUCACUCUCGGUCCCAAGGGCCGUAAUGUCAUCAUCGAGCAACCCUUCGGUGGUCCCAAGAUCACCAAGGACGGUGUUACCGUAGCCAAGUCCAUCACCCUUAAGGACAAGUUCGAGAACCUCGGUGCUCGUCUCGUCCAGGAUGUCGCCAACAAGACCAACGAGAUCGCCGGUGACGGUACUACCACCGCCACUGUCCUUGCCCGUGCCAUCUAUGCCGAGGGUGUCAAGAACGUCGCUGCUGGCUGCAACCCCAUGGACCUCCGACGUGGUGUCCAGGCCGGUGUUGACGCCGUCAUCAAGUUCCUCGAGACCAACAAGCGUGCCGUUACCACCUCGGCUGAGAUCGCUCAGGUCGCUACAAUUUCCGCCAACGGUGACCAGCACGUCGGUCAGCUCAUUGCCACCGCCAUGGAGAAGGUCGGCAAGGAGGGUGUCAUCACUGUCAAGGAGGGCAAGACCCUUGAGGACGAGAUCGAAAUCACCGAAGGUAUGCGCUUCGACCGUGGUUACAUCUCACCUUACUUCAUCACAGACGUCAAGACUGCCAAGGUUGAGUUCGAGAAGCCCUUCAUCCUUCUUUCCGAGAAGAAGAUCUCGGCUCUCCAGGACAUUCUCCCCUCGCUCGAGGCUGCUGCUCAGGCCCGUCGCCCCUUGCUCAUCAUUGCUGAGGACGUCGACGGUGAGGCUCUUGCUGCAUGCAUUCUCAACAAGCUCCGUGGUCAGCUCCAGGUCGCUGCUGUCAAGGCUCCCGGAUUCGGUGACAACCGUAAGAGCAUCCUCGGCGAUCUUGGCAUUUUGACCGGUGCUCAGGUCUUCUCCGACGAGCUUGAGACCAAGCUCGACCGCGCCACCCCUGAGAUGCUCGGUACCACCGGUGCCGUCACCAUCACCAAGGAGGACACCAUCUUCCUCAAUGGCGAGGGCGACAAGGACCGUCUUGCCCAGCGAUGCGAGCAAAUCCGUGCCGCUAUCAACGACACCACCACUUCCGAGUACGACCGAACCAAGCUCCAGGAGCGUCUUGCCAAGCUUUCGGGCGGUGUUGCUGUCAUCAAGGUCGGUGGUUCCUCCGAGGUUGAGGUCGGAGAGAAGAAGGACCGAUACGACGAUGCUCUCAACGCUACCCGUGCUGCUGUUGAGGCUGGUGUCUUGCCCGGUGGUGGUGUUGCGCUCUUGAAGGCUUCUUUGGCGCUCAACGACGUGGCUACUGCCAACUUUGACCAGCAGCUUGGUCUUUCCAUGCUCAAGGCUGCUCUAAACCGACCUGCCCGCACCAUUGUCGAGAACGCCGGCGAGGAGGGUUCCGUUGUUGUUGGUCGCUUGCUCGAGAAGCCCGGUGACUUUACCUACGGUUACGAUGCCAGCGUUGGCGAGUACAAGGACAUGAUUGCUGCCGGUAUCUUGGACCCUUUGAAGGUGGUCAAGACCGCUUUGCAGGAUGCUUCCGGCGUCGCUUCGCUCUUGACCACCAGCGAGUGCUGCAUUGUCGAGGCUCCUGAGGAGAAGGGCUCUGCAGGUGACAUGGGUGGUAUGGGUGGUAUGGGUGGUAUGGGCGGCAUGGGUGGCAUGGGCUUCUAA